UGGAUUAGAACAACUUUUUACUCAAAUGAUUAAACAAAAACUACGUCCAAUAUUACAAGAAGCAUAUAAAGACAUCAAAUAUGUAUUGAAUGAAGAUGAAUAUCAUGAACAAGAAGCAAAUGAUAGCUUUGCUAAAAGAUUUGUUAUUGGAUUUGAUAAUUUGAUAAAAGUUUAUCAGACAACAUUUACAGAAAAUAAUUACAAUCAAAUCAUGAUUCAUAUCAUUGAAUCUUUGACAAACAUGUGGGAAAAAACUGUGUUUGGGACUAGAUUUAAUCAG
This is a messenger RNA of Entrophospora candida, 280 nucleotides long. Lineage: Eukaryota; Fungi; Glomeromycota; Glomeromycetes; Entrophosporales; Entrophosporaceae. The record is from the annotation of a GenBank genome assembly.